Dermatophagoides farinae (American house dust mite) is the source of this 2134-nucleotide messenger RNA. Its product is annotated as acetylcholine receptor subunit alpha-like 1. Gene Ontology annotation, molecular function: acetylcholine-gated monoatomic cation-selective channel activity; transmembrane signaling receptor activity. Gene Ontology annotation, cellular component: postsynaptic membrane. Gene Ontology annotation, biological process: monoatomic ion transmembrane transport. The record is from RefSeq and is a predicted model, not a curated record. NCBI's taxonomy places the organism in Eukaryota, Metazoa, Arthropoda, Arachnida, Sarcoptiformes, Pyroglyphidae.
UGUCAUUCUGCUCAAAAAAAUAAACAAAAAGUUCAAUAUUCAAUUCCAUUUCGUGACUUUGAAAUUUAUCAUUUAACAGAAAUUCGAUAGCCACAAACCAAAAAUGAUGAUAAUUCUAUCCAAUCAAUCCAUAUUAUUAUUGAUGAUAAUUUGUACAUGUCCAAUAAAUGUAAUGACCAAUCCAGAUGCAAAACGAUUAUAUGAUGAUCUAAUCAAUGGAUACAAUAGUAUUAUUCGACCAUUGGGCAAUAAUUCUGAUCGUUUAGUAGUGAAAAUGGGUCUUCGAUUAUCACAAUUGAUUGAUGUUAAUCUAAAAAAUCAGAUCAUGACAACAAAUGUAUUUGUCGAACAAAGAUGGAUUGAUUAUAAAUUAAAAUGGGAACCAGAAGAUUAUGGUGGUGUCACAAAAUUGCAUGUUCCAUCCGAACAAAUUUGGUUACCAGAUAUCGUAUUAUACAAUAAUGCUGAUGGUAAUUACGAGAUAACCAUCAUGACCAAAGCAAUACUUCAUUCAGAUGGUCUUGUAAUUUGGAAACCACCGGCAAUCUACAAAAGUUCAUGUGAAAUUGAUGUCGAAUAUUUUCCAUUUGAUGAACAGACUUGUUUCAUGAAAUUCGGUAGCUGGACAUAUGAUGGCUAUACGAUUGAUCUAAGACAUAUCCAUGAAAAAAAUGAUGAUCCAGUAGUUGAAAUGGGUAUGGAUUUAAGCAGUUUCUAUCUAAGUGUUGAAUGGGAUUUAAUGGCUGUACCGGCUCGUCGUAAAGUCAUUUUUUACAGCUGUUGCGAUACACCAUAUAUUGAUAUUACAUUCAAUUUAACAUUACGUCGGAAAACAUUAUUCUAUACAUUUAAUCUGAUCAUACCAUGUGUUGCAAUAUCAUGUCUUUCAAUUUUAGUAUUUUAUCUUCCAUCGGAUUCAGGUGAAAAAGUUAGCCUUUCCAUAUCAAUUAUGCUUUCGUUGGUAGUGUUUUUUUUAUUAUUGGCCGAAAUUAUUCCACCAACAAGUUUAACAGUACCAUUACUUGGCCGUUAUCUUUUAUUCACAAUGAUUCUGUUAACAUUAUCCAGUGUGGCAACAAUAGCUGUAUUGAAUGUAAAUUUUCGUUCACCAUCAACACAUCGAAUGGCACCAUGGGUGAAAAAAGUAUUCAUACAAAUUCUGCCAAAAUAUCUAUGUAUGCAAAGACCACAAGAUGCAAAUGAAGAAGAUGAUGAUAUAACAGCAGUACAAUCUGAUAUGGAACAACGAAAUGAUGAACAAAAUGCACGUAAUGGACCAAUGAUGGAUGAUUUUUAUUCAUUCAAUAAUUCUCCAUACAUUUCAAAACAUCAUCAUCAACAACAACAACAACAACGACGACGAAGUAAUAGUUUGACUUCAUUUGAAUCAAAUGAAUUUACGAUUAUUCCGGAAAAAUGUUUGGCAAAUGAUCAACGAAUAAAAUCACCACAACCACUUUAUCCACCCAAUAUUGAUAUGAUAAAUGAUGAAUUACAUGAUGAUGUACAAAUAGCAGAUCAAAGUAAAUCAGAUGAUUCGAAUUCAGCUGAAGAAUAUUCGAUUAGUCCAAAUCUACGACGAUUAACAACAAGGAUUCAAUUUCUAUCACAACAUAAACGUAAUCUGGAUAAAUAUUUACAGAUUGAAGAUGAUUGGAAAUUUGUAGCCAUGGUAUUGGAUCGUCUAUUCUUAUGGAUAUUCACCAUAAGCUGUAUUAGUGGUGCUGCAUUAAUCAUAUUACGUGCACCUAGUCUUUAUAGUUUUAAACAACCAAUAGAUGUAUUGUUUAGUAAAGUUGGUUCAAAUCAUUGAAUAAUAAUAAUAAUGUAUAUGUAAAAAAUUAAUAAUUCAAAAAAUCCAAAAUCAACAACCAUAGAAAAUUAUAUCGAUAUCAAUUUCUAAUCAUCAUCAAUAUCAAUAAUUGUUUGAUUUUUGCUCAAAUAAAUUCGAAUUUAUCAAAUCAUCUUGGUCAUCAUCAUCAUCGUUGACAAAAUCUGUUAUUGUCCACUGUUAUUUACAAGUGUUUAUUAACAGAAUAAAUUAUCCGGCUUUAUAUACACGAACACAUCACCCUAAAUUAUUCGAAUGUGACAUUUAUUUUUUUAUAUAUAAUAUAAAAGCAAACCAUCAAAA